AUGAGUCCGAUUUUCCUCAAAUCAUCGGUGCCACAUCAGCAUUUGUCAGCGUAUCCGAUGGAAGUGCACCAGCAAGGAGGACGAUAUGCGCUUCCAGCAGAGUAUGAUGUAUACAGUUCAGCAAUGGUGAGGCUCGACUACGCACAUGCUCGGGCGGAAAUGUCGGGUAUUCCGCUUGGUGUUGGAGGUCCACCACCUCCAGGAAUGGAUGCAAAAUGCGGACGUUUGGUUUGCAUAAAAGUACGAAUGCUUGACGAUAGCGUGGCUGUCUUUCACCUCGGACACAAAGCCAUUGGACAAACAUUAUUGGAUGAGGUGGCCAGACAUUUGAAUCUCCUCGAAAAUGACUAUUUCGGCCUCGAAUACAUCGAUAAUGCUGGAUGUCAUUGCUGGCUCGAUGCUGAUAAGCCAAUUCUACGUCAAAUCAGCUCGCAUAGUAGUGAUGCAAAAUUUUAUUUCAUUGUAAAAUUUUACACACCAAAUCCUAUAGAUCUAGAAGAGGAAUAUACACGGUACCUUCUCACUCUUCAAAUCCGUAGGGAUUUAUCAGUUGGAGAGCUACAUUGUGCUGAAACAACGGCUGCGCUAUUAGCAGCUUAUCUUGUCCAGUCUGAAUGCGGUGAUUUCUCGGCUGAAGAUUAUCCUGACGCAACAUAUUUGUCUCAUUCACGAUUUAUUCCCCAUCAAACGAUUGAAUUCCAACAAAAAGUUAUGGAAAAUCAUAGGAAUUUAAUUGGUAUGAGCCCUGGUGAAAGUGACUUUGCAAUGCUUGAAGUUGCACGACGAUGCGAUUUCUAUGGUAUUAAACUUCAUCCGGCAAAGGAUAUUGAAGGCACCGAUGCUCGAUUAGCUGUACUACAUCUUGGCAUUAAAGUAUAUCAUCAACUACAAUGUGUAUCCACAUUUUCAUGGGCAAAAAUUCGGAAGCUUAGCUUUAAACGCAAGAAAUUGCUAGUCAAGCUUCAUCCUGACAGCUAUCAGUACUAUAAGGAGACGAUACAAUUUGUUUUUGAUUCACGGAAUGAGUGCAAGUCUUUCUGGAAGAAAUGCGUUGAACAUCAUGCAUUCUUUCGUUGUUCGGCAGCCGACAGUACAAGAAAGGAUAAUCGCUUAUUCAGUAAAGGAUCCUCAUUCAGAUAUCAUGGACGAACGCAAAAGCAAUUGAUCGAUUAUGUCCGUGAACAUCAUAAGCGAAGGGAACCUUUUACAAGACCUCUGCGUUCGGCUGCUUCACCUCGAUGCCCUCCUCCGUUCGCAUUAUACUCGAUGGUAUCGGAACGGAAGAAGAACGGAGGCUCACAUGCCUCAAUGUCUCAUCUCCCGAAUCAAUCACAAUCACACGAUAACGCAGGUACCUUAGAUGCGCGUGGACAUCGACAUUCGAAAGAGUGCGCUGAACAUCAGAAACAUCGUCCAAAACCUAAAAUCCCUAAGGAACAGAAUGAUAAACCUGAAAAGGAGAACGUAUCGAUUUCAUUGCCGAAUGUGCUUAGCGAUGAUAUACAAGUUGUUUGUAGAGAGUUAGAAAUCGAGAGUGCCGAGCCUCCUAAAUCAUUAUCUGGUGAUAAUUUUAAUAAUAUACGUCCUGAUUACGAUAAUCUUAGUGAAGACUCGUAUAGGCUAUCCGAUCAUGAACGAUCAACUAAAUCUGAUGUAGGUGUACCAUCCAGACAAGUGCGUAGUGCUAAUUUUGCAACGAAACGUGUUGGUAACGUCGUUGUGAAGCGUGUAAUUUCACAUUCGAAGUCAACACCUCAUUCAACGGAUGAGGAGGAUUCGGCUAGUAAUUCAGUUGCUUCUACGUCCACUGGUCGACGUCGUGGUCUUAAAGAGUAUCCAUUUAAUUCGACGAGCUUUGUUCCUAUCGAAAUCGACGGUCCUAAUGUGGAUAUAACCGUUAGAAGAAGUACUGGGCCAAUAUACACGUCAACUGGAGCGUUAUUAUUAAAACCUAAGGUUAUAUCUACACAUGAAGGUGAAUAUUCUUCCGUGAAAAUAAUACCAGAUUCGGUUGCAUCUACCAGUAUGACAGCAGCAGCAGCAGUAGCGGCACAUCAAAAACAACAACAACAACAACAACAAAAACAGUCGACCCCUCAACCUGUAACAGGCGUAAGUAAAACAGCUGAAGCGCAGCCUAUUUACGGGGCAAGAGGUCCGCUGCCUGGAAAAGUGAUCAGCAAAGAAACGAUGGUGAUUACACCGCAUGGAGUAAAAGAGCGUGGUCCAAAACCAGCCGUUCUACCAAAACCAACGAAAGCGGUCAUCCCACAACACGCUGUUCCUCAUCACACAACGCCUGAGGAUCAUCCUGUUGUGCUUAUGACGGAACAAACUCCACCUACGACGACCACGACGAUGACGACGACGAAAGAGAAACAGAAACCAGUAGCAGAAGCAGAACCAGAAGUGAAAACCAAGGCGCCGCCGACUCGUCCAAAAUUGAUCUCAGUGAAAAGUGAGGACAGCCCGAAUGUUGAAAAAUGUCAUCUUUUCAACAGCGAAAUUCCUUACACAUUGACCCUAAGGAAGGUGGAUAGCGCAGAAUCGUUGUCUUUCAAUACGUUCAAAGAUCGGCCAAAAGAAUUUGACACCGGAUCGUUGAGGAAACUCUCGAGAAGUCCUGAUCAGUUCAAGAGAAGGAAAUCACUAGAUCUUGUUCCACGAAAACGACUACCAUCACCUAGGAAUUUCUCCUCACAGGAUCAUUCUAUUUCACCAACAACACCGGAAGGAAAUGUGCUUGACUAUGUUCUAAGGCAUAGAUCACAAAGUCAUGAAAGGCCUGAGAAGCGGGGAAAACGAGGCGAUGUGAGGAGGCAAACACAACCUGUUCGAUUCGAUCUUCCACCAAGCCCGUGCUCUCCAACGGUCAGCGGAAGCACACCGUUUAUCAGUUGUCUUCAUGACGACGCCAAUGACGACAGUGUAUCGGAGUCGAGAAGCCUUCAUGACGAAAUGGAGAAGCUUGAAGGAAUACUCGGAGUGAACGUUGUCACAGCGGAAAAAGAGCAAAAAGAGGAUUCGGAAGGGAGCGAUUCGCUUCCGCCGCCUCCGGAAACUGUUGUGAAACCACCUCAGGAGACUGUCGUCAAGCCACCUCAAGAAAGUGCGGUCGUCAAGCCACCUCCACCACCACCUCCUCCGAAGCCGAAGGGAGUGUCUGAGCAUGUGGCCGAACUUAAGACCUCCGUCAUUAUGACGUCUGUGGUGAAGACCACGCCAACCGAAGAGACUUCGACGAGUGUUGGACAAAAGGACGAUCAAACUCCAUUCAUCGAUGAGUCUCCGAAAAGCUCCGAAGAAACGUUGCCAGUUUCUCGACGAACAGAAACGGGAUUGUUGUGGACAGACUUCUAA
This is a messenger RNA of Necator americanus (New World hookworm), 3360 nucleotides long. RefSeq lists its product as uncharacterized. The record is from RefSeq and is a predicted model, not a curated record. Gene Ontology annotation, molecular function: cytoskeletal protein binding; guanyl-nucleotide exchange factor activity. The transcript has 13 exons. Gene Ontology annotation, cellular component: cytoskeleton. NCBI's taxonomy places the organism in Eukaryota, Metazoa, Nematoda, Chromadorea, Rhabditida, Ancylostomatidae. The coding region runs from base 1 to 3360 and encodes 1119 amino acids.